Molecule: messenger RNA, 981 nt
Organism: Amphimedon queenslandica
Lineage: Eukaryota; Metazoa; Porifera; Demospongiae; Haplosclerida; Niphatidae
Product: serine/threonine/tyrosine-interacting-like protein 1
Exons: 9
Coding region: 27-917 (296 amino acids)
Biological process (GO): positive regulation of intrinsic apoptotic signaling pathway; negative regulation of cytoplasmic stress granule assembly; protein dephosphorylation
Cellular component (GO): mitochondrion
Molecular function (GO): protein phosphatase binding; protein phosphatase inhibitor activity; pseudophosphatase activity
Source: RefSeq, a predicted model, not a curated record
GUUGCCAAUAGCAACCAAUACACAACAUGUACAAGAGGAGCAGUGCAGGUCUGUCUUUGUGCGAGCCCACUACUUUAUACAACCUCAUUACCCGGUGUGACAGAAAGCCAUCAGUCCUAGACUCCAAUUACUUAUUGAUAUUAGAUGUGAGAAAUAGAAAAGAUUAUGAACACAGUCAUAUAACACUGGCAAAGCACAUUGAAGAGGUAAAGGAAGCAGACACUGGUAAUAGUAAGUACAGGACACCAUUUGGUGCUGAUGUCAGUACUGUACUCCAUUGUGUGGUGUAUGAUGGAAAGACAGUAUCAUUAAUUGAAGACAAUUCUGCUAUUAGACUGGCUACAGAGCUUGCUGAGAAUGGCUCAAAGAAUCCUGUGCUAGUUUUAAAAGGGGGCUAUGAAAGAUUCUCUGCUGAAUAUCCAUUUUUAAGAACUCAAAAGAUACUUUAUACUCCAAAAGAAUUAGAACACUUGCCUCACUAUCCAAGCGAAAUAUUACCACAUUUUUUAUACCUUGGAGAUGAGAGGCAUGCCUAUAAUCCAUUGCUAAGUUAUGACAUAAAAAUAAAAGGACACAUUAACGUGAGCAGUGAUCUGUACUCCGCAUGGCCAGAAACUGUUAAUGAAGUACAUGUUGAUGUUCAAGAUGUACCUCAAGCAAACCUCCUGGAGAGAUUUGAAGAAGUUUGUUCAUUCAUAGAGUCUUAUAGGAAGAAAAGUGAAACUGUUCUUGUAUUUGGUAAUAAAGGGAUGAGCAGAAGUGCCACUCUUGUAGCAGCUUACCUCAUUUACUACAAGAACAUGAAUCAUAAGGUUGCUUUAGACUAUAUAAGAAACUGUAGGCCUAAUGUAAAGCCACUGAAAUCAUUUGUAGAUCAACUGAAGGAAUGGGAAAAAAUGCAGUCUGAACCAAAAUAAUUAAUUAUAAUACAGUGUAAAAUUUCAUUUAAAAAGUUAAUAAUACUCAUAAUGGUGCUGGGAA